CCUUAUCGAAGCCCUCUUCUGUCCUCCCAUCCUCUCCCUUCUCAUUCUCCCUCAUAUUCGUUCUCCUCUCAACACACAGUUCAGUUCUGGAAUCAAUUAUUGCGUUGCAUACCUUGUCUCUUGGACAUCUCAGGAACUCCAGCCAUCAUGUCUUUACUGUCCCAUCUUGAUAUGAUUCCCACCGCAGCGUGGCCUCUCGGACUUGGUCUCCUGGUCACUUCCCCAAUCCUGUUCGGCAACGUUGGACUUUCACUCGUCGGCCCCGUUCCAAUCAUCAAAGAAGAGAUCGGAACAAGUCGACUAAGCAAGCAGGACAAAGUUAGGAUCUGGUCGUUGUUCUUCAAUAGUUCAGCAACUUAUAUUGUUGGCGGUACCUUUUUGACUGCAGGACUCCAUGCCAUUGCAGCAUUCACUGCACCGGAUCACUUCAUUCGCAAUCUCAGCAUCAUCUCUGCACUCUCAUCUCUUAGUAUAAUCCCUUGGACACUCACGGUGAUUAUGCCUACGAACAAAGCACUACUUCAGAUGAACGAAAAGCAGGAACUGUCAAGCCAAGAAGAGGGCGAUGUGAUGAGGUUGAUAACGACUUGGGAUACCUAUCACAAGGUGCGCUACAUCGGCUACGGAGUUGGUUGGGCAACUGGGCUAGCAGCACUUAUGGCUACUGUCAGGAUUGCGUGAGACCUAGAGCCUGAAUUGGACGAUAUGCAAGGCUCAGAUUGGUUGAACAAGUCUUGGUACCGAAAGCAAGCCUUUUCAUGUUUAUGUUAAUCAGAUGGUCCUUUUUAGUAAGAAUGCGAUCACUGUCGAGUGGACCAUUAUCAGGAUUGUUAUGCCUAAUCAAGUGACAAAUCAGAACGACAGUUCUCUCUCUGUGUUC
Mollisia scopiformis is the source of this 880-nucleotide messenger RNA. Its product is annotated as DUF1772-domain-containing protein. The transcript is spliced from 3 exons. NCBI's taxonomy places the organism in Eukaryota, Fungi, Ascomycota, Leotiomycetes, Helotiales, Mollisiaceae. The record is from RefSeq and is a predicted model, not a curated record. Bases 172 to 681 code for a protein of 169 amino acids.